Messenger RNA from Globicephala melas (long-finned pilot whale), 1534 nucleotides. It is a transcript of the gene LBP, whose product is annotated as lipopolysaccharide binding protein. Gene Ontology annotation, molecular function: lipopolysaccharide binding. Gene Ontology annotation, biological process: defense response to Gram-negative bacterium; macrophage activation involved in immune response; defense response to Gram-positive bacterium. NCBI's taxonomy places the organism in Eukaryota, Metazoa, Chordata, Mammalia, Artiodactyla, Delphinidae. The record is from RefSeq and is a predicted model, not a curated record.
AUGGGGACCUCGGCUGGGGCUCUGUCCUCCCUCCUGCUGGGAAUACUGCUCACAUCCACCCCGGGGGCCCUGGGUGCCAACCCUGGCCUGGUCGCCAGGAUCACCGACAAGGGCUUGGAGUAUGUGGCCCAAGAGGAGCUGGUGGCUCUGCAGAGUAAACUGCAUGAUGUCACACUGCCCGACUUCAGCGGGGACGCCAAGAUCAAAUACCUCGGCAAUGCGCACUAUGAAUUCCACAGCCUGAACAUCCACAGCUGUGAGCUGCUCGGCUCUGCUCUGAAGCCCCUCCCCAGCCACGGCCUGCAUUUCUCCAUCUCCGACUCCUUCAUCAGAGUCAAGGGCAAGUGGAAGGUGCGCAAGCGGAUACUGAAACUAGAUGGCUCCUUUGAUGUGACAGUCAAGGGCAUCACCAUUUCAGUCAAUCUUCUCUUGGGCAGCGACCCCUCUGGGAGACCCAAGGUCGCUGUUUCUAGCUGCAGCAGCGACAUCCGUGAUGUGGACGUGCACAUGUCGGGAGAUUUGGGGUGGCUGCUGAAUCUCUUCCACCAUCAGAUCGAGUCCAAGUUCCGAAGAGUAUUGGAGAGCAAGAUUUGCAAAAUAAUCCAGAACUCGGUGACCUCUGACCUACAGCCUUACCUCCAAACUCUGCCAGUCACCAUGGAGAUGGACAUUUUCGCUGGGAUUGAUUACAGCUUAAUGGAGGCCCCUCAGGCAACAGCGGAAAUACUGGACGUGAUGCUUAAGGGUGAAAUUUUUAGCCGUGAUCACCGCUCCCCGGUUGCCUUCCUUGCUCCUGUCAUGAGCCUUCCAGAAGAACACAGCCGAAUGAUCUACUUUGCCAUCUCUAAUUAUGUCUUCAACACCGCCAGCCUAGUUUAUCACAAAGUGGGAUACCUGAACUUUUCCAUCACAGAUGACAUGGUUCCGCCUACUUCUCACAUCCGACUGACCACCAAGUCCUUCCGCGCCUUCUGCCCCCGGUUAGCCAGACUGUACCCCAACAUGAACUUAAUGCUCCAAGGCACAAUGGUCUCUGCCCCGUUCCUGAACUUCAGCCCUGGGAAUCUGUCCUCAGCUGCCCAGAUGGAGAUUGAGGCCUCUGUGCUCCUGCCCAACUCCGUCAAGGAGCCCGUCUUCCGGCUUGGUGUGGCCACUAAUGUGUCUGUCAUGUUGACCUUCAACACCAGCAAGAUCACUGGAUUCCUGAAGCCAGAAAAGAUACAAGUGGAACUGAAAGAAUCUAAAGUUGGAGUAUUCAAUGUGGAGCUGUUGGAGGCGCUGCUCAAUUACUACCUUCUCAGCACCCUCUACCCCAAGGUCAAUGAUAAGUUGGCAGAAGGCUUCCCGCUCCCUCUGCUAAAGCGUAUUCAGCUCUAUGACCCUGUUCUCCAGAUCCACAAGGACUUCCUGUUUUUGGGCACCAACGUCCGGUACCUGAGAGUUUGAGGACAGGGCGAAAGACAGGGCUUGGGGGCCACAGCUGGAUUGCCAAGUUGCAUUUCCAGAUGUGCAGCGUAUUCCUGGAGAUUCUGGG